AUGAUGGGUAAGAGAGCCACCAAUCACCUGCUCAAAACACCUAUCCAGGUAGGCAAUGAGGGGCUGCCCGUCACCCCCCCCCCCAAGCAGGUACCGCCCCUUCAUGAGGUGUCCAAACGUGACCUUCAGAGCGCCCAGGUACACAACAACAGGCAUCCCCGCGGCGGCCUGCUGACGGCGCUGCUGACGGUGCUGUGCCUGGUGCCGAGGGUCAGCCCGGAUAAGCUGUCUGUUAUAGUGCCAAACCAGAACCAGCAGUAUGACCUUGACCACGGCCUUGACCAGCCUGCCACGGGGGUCACCUCGGGGCUCUCUCUUCCCCUGAGCCCACCUGUGCCCCCAGCGCCCCAGUUCCCCCCUGCUAACCCUCCUUUCGCCGGGGUUAAUACAGGGUUCUCUCCUCCCCUGGGUCAACCUCUGCCCCCCGUGCCCCAGUUCUCCUUUGCCUCACCCCCGGCCCCCGUCCCCAUCGGCCCCCCCGGCUCUCCCUCUUCUGACUUUGACAUCCGCAACGCCCUGCCAGGAGACAACAACAUUCUGCAGGACCGUGUGCCCCCCGUCAGCGGCCUGUACGAGGUGCCGGACGAGGUGACGCCGGAGGAGAGUGACCCAGGGGUGUGCGCCGCCCAGACGGUUACGGUGACCUCCAGAGACCUGAUCGUGUCCACCUCCGUGACCCAGAUCGUCGUGCCAACCACCAUCGUGCGCCGCUUCACCACCACACAGGUUCAACUCCAGACGGCACUGCAGACCUUCUACGUCACGCUGCCGCCCUACACGGAGACUCAAACGUUGCCGCCCCAGACGGUGUACAUAACCAGGACGCAGGUGCAACGACAGGUGAUCACUUCCACCCAGUACAUCACCAGCCGCGUCACGGACCUCGCCUACACAACCAUCACCGAAACAAACCUACGCUACCAAACGGUCUACAGCACCAGAGUCGAACCCACGUACAUCACCACGACCGUCACUCAGUACACCACUCGGCCCUUGCUCUUCCCCACGCCAGCCCCCAAUACAGGCUACGAUUACUCAGCCCCCACUGCCGGCUACAACUAUCCGGCCCCCAGCGACACCUCCAGCAGCUUUGAGCCCCCUGGUGGAAGCGGCGGGUACUACGGAAACCCUGCAGCCCCGGCCUAUGGUCCAUUUUUUCACGCCUCGUACUUCCAGAGCCCCAGGAGAGGUCUGUUCGGGAGGCUGGGGUUCGGGGGUGGCUAA
Eriocheir sinensis (Chinese mitten crab) is the source of this 1224-nucleotide messenger RNA. Its product is annotated as BUB3-interacting and GLEBS motif-containing protein ZNF207-like. The transcript is spliced from 8 exons. NCBI's taxonomy places the organism in Eukaryota, Metazoa, Arthropoda, Malacostraca, Decapoda, Varunidae. The record is from RefSeq and is a predicted model, not a curated record. Bases 1 to 1224 code for a protein of 407 amino acids.